CCGGGCGGUGUCUGCUGCCGUGGCCGGGCCCGCGCGGGGGUCUGUUCGUAGAAGAACCCUGGAGCGCCAGUCUCCGGGGCUAAGGCGGUUCCGGCCCGUGUCGUGGGGCCAGAGGAGCGACAGCCAGGAACCGACCUCGGGAAGGCUGUGGGCGAGGAUGUGAGGACUCCCCCUCUGCUCCCGGAGCCUCGUCCGAGGUGACAGGCCCGAGCCCAGGGUGGCCAUGAAGAGCGACGCCGGGGGCCCCCUGCGCAGCAGCGAGCCGGUGCGCGCCGCCCCGGCCCCCGCGCCCGCCGCGGACCUCCUGGAGGAGGCGGCCGACCUGUUGGUGGUGCACCUGGACUUCCCCGCAGCGCUGGACACCUGCGAGCGCGCCUGGCGGAGUCUGGCCGGCGACGCCACCUCCUCGGAGGUGAAAUGCUCCCUGUGUGUUGUUGGAAUCCAGGCCCUGGCAGAAAUGGAUCGGUGGCAGGAAGUCCUCUCCUGGGUCCUUCAGUAUUAUCAGGUCCCUGAAAAGCUGCCCCCCAAAGUCCUGGAGCUGUGCAUUCUUUUAUACAGCAAAAUGCAAGAGCCUGGAGCAAUGCUGGAUGUCGUCAGUGCCUGGUUCCAAGACCCAGACAAUCAGGGUCUUCCAGAAUAUGGAGCCUUGGCAGAACUUCACCUGCAGCGGGUGCUGCUGCCCCUGGGUCGCUUGUCAGAGGCUGAGGAGCUAGUGGUGGGCUCUGCAGCCUUUGGUGAGGAGCAGCAGCUGGACAUACUCCAGGUCAUUCAUACCACAAGGCAACAGCAGAAACAGGAGCACUCAGGCUCUGAGGAGGCCCAGAAACUGAACCAGGAAGACUCUUUCUCUCACAAGUUCCUGUCACUGCUGAUGUUGCUUCACCGGCUUUGGGAAUCUGCAGUGAGCCACUUCUUUUCUCUGCCCUUCAAAAAGAGCCUCCUGGCCACCUUGAUCCUCUGUCUCUUGGUGGUGAGGUUUGAUCCAGCUUCUCCUCCUGCCCUGCCCUUCCUCUACAAGCUGGCCCAGCUCUUCCAUUGGAUCUGGAAGGCCCUGUCUUCUCGCCUCUACCAGCUCCCCAUCCACGACUGAGUGCUCUUCCCAUUCACCUCAGCCUCUCCACUCUCCACAUCUGCCGUGACAGAAGCAGAGUGACUCAUCCACGGUGACCUGAUCCCUGCUGCCAGCGGGGUCCCUCCGGCAGUGGCGCCAGCCUAAUUCUAGAAAGAGCUGACCUAGUCAGAUGAACUGUGUCUUGAUGCCCCAGCGCCCCCCUUGCACCCCACUUUGGCUGGCCUGGGUAGAUAAUGUGGAAGCAAGUGGGGCCAGAGAGUACAAUUCCUCCAGAACAGCAUCCCUUACACCCAGAGGCCCUCACAUGGGAGGGGUUUGGGAACAGGGAGUGUCUCCAUGAAACGUUCCAUCUUCUUGGCAAAGGUAGAGAGUUGAUUUUUCAAAUCAGGGUGUUAAUGGGGCUGGAAGUUCAGAAAAAUGCUGGUGAAGUGACCUUUGGCCUUUUACUUCCUUGAAAAGUUUAUCUCUGAAAGUUGCCUCCCAGGGCAGUACCUUAAGUAGCCAGAGUGAGAUCUGAGAGGGCCUCUUUCUUCUCUCCUAUGCCCUCUUCACAGAUCUGCUCUAAUUGUGUGUCAAUACACUGUUGCCAUGGUGCUGCAGUGGGCUUGAAGCUGCUUGAGGCCUCUCCCUGUGCAGAUUUGGGCAUGGCUCUUUGAAAACAAAGUGGCCUGCUCAGCUCUUAUCACUGGAUACAGGGAUCUCGCUUGGUGCCUCUUGGUCUUCAGCUCAAUUUUCUAGGUUGUAUGUGGGCAAGACCUACUCUGUCCUCACUCAGUCUCUGCAAACUUUGUCCCAUGGCUGUUUCACCAGGUUCUACCUGUGUCUGUGGCUCCUUGGUACACACCGUUGCAGGUUCCCCCUUUCUGUGUCCUGUUGGCCCAGUUAUGUUCUAUUGUAUGUAUAAUGCCCAAGUUUUCUGCUUGUGUGGCCUUGAAAAGUAGGCCAGCCUCAGAGGCUGUUGAGCUGAAAGUGGAACUGGGUAAUCAGGUGAGCUGGAAGGGAUGGGGUGGGGGGGUUGGUUAGUGAGAUGUGGCUUUUGAAGGCAAUGCACAGUAGAACCUUAAGGGAGGAGGCAUUGGGGACUUAGAAUUUGAGGAGUUGAAAAGUUUUGGUGUUUUUUCUCACUGGCCGCAAGACUUUGCCAUAUUUCUUGCAAGUAAAUGUAAAGCCCUGCUGUGCGGUCAGGAUCGAGAAAGGCUUGCAGCAGGAGCCAGCAUUUUUGCAGCUGGGGACCAAGCAAGCUGCGCUGUAGUGGGACCUCAGUCAGUGUUGAUACCAAGAAAAUAAGUACUUACAAGCUUUUUGGUGGUUGAUUUCCAGGGGUUGAAAGUCAACAACCUCUGUUUAGAAAAAUGGGUAAGGUAAGUAAACUUCACAGGCCCUUAGAUUUAAAUCCCUAGGUUGUGGCCAAAUUCCGUAGGAAACAACUCUAUGCUAUUUUUGUGCGGGCUUUAAAAUAGAGCUGGGGAGAGACAGGGAGUCUGGUAAGGUUUGCAAUCCCUCUUUUAGAAUGAUUUCUUAAAAUGAAAAUCUGGUCCCAUUCACUACCCUAGAUAAAACUCAUUAAUGGCUUCCCAUGGCCCACAGGGUAAAACCCAGAUUCUUCAAGGAAUGUAAGGCCCUUGUGCACCGGUACUGACUGACACCUCCACUUUGAUGUGGGGCCUCUUUGCUGUGCAUGCUGCCUCCCAGCUGCCCAGCCGGGUACAGUUGUCUUAUUGCUACAUGCUCCCUCGGGCCUCUGUGCCUUGAGCUCAUGCUGUUCCUGCUAGGAGGCCCAGCACCUGCUCUUUGCCUGGUGAGCUCUCAAUCUUCCAGACUUACUCAACGGUUACCUCUGGGAAUCCUUUCCUGACCCUCCCUGCUUCCAGGCCUCCGUGGCCUUAUAAUUAUGAAAUUCUUUGUUUCAGUAGCUGUGAGAUCUUUGAAGUUGGGAGUGUGGCUUGUUACAAGUGUUUGAGUCAGGUUCCAGUCCCUGCUCUACCAUGUGUGUGACUGUUGGGAAGUGAUUUAACCUUUCUCAGCCUCACUGUUCUCACCUCUAAGUUCUUGUCUUAUAGGGACAUUUGGAUGAGUAAAUGAGAUUGUACUUGUGAUCUGCCUAGCGCACUGUCCUGUAGCCAUAUUAUUUUGAGUGGUUGUACUCACCAGUGCCCAGCCAAGUGCCUGGGAGUUAGAAUGUGCUCAGAGGUGUUUCAGUGAAUGGUCUGAUAUAACUUACUGAUGAGGUCUUUGUACUUUUGGUGAGUUUGUGGGGUUUUAUGUUGUGAAAAUCCUGAAUAUAGAGAAAACCUGAUUAUGCCCAACUCAUUUUUUCUGCUCUCCCCUGAAGGCCCCCAGUAUUGUUAUGCUUGCAGGCCUUUACGUUCUCCAGUUUAUGUUUGUCCCGAUCUCUGCAGUGCUGUCUAGUAACCAGCCCCAGCUACCUGCCUAGUCAGGAGAGGAACUCAGAAUCCAAACUGCUCCUAAGACUUUGGCCUUUUCUAAGGAUGUAGGCUGGUGCUGCUAUCAGUCUUCAACUCUGGGCUUAAUGAGGUCAGAAGUAAAAGGAGGGCUUCCUUGUUAGAUUUGCCCCUGCACUGUCCAGCAUUGUAGCCAUUAGCCAGAUGUGACUUUUGAGCACUUGAAAUGUGGCUGGUCCAAGUUGAAAUGUUCUGUAAAUGUAAAAUCCAUGCUGGCUUUUAAAGACUUAGUACUAAAAAAAGAAUGGAAACUCAAUUUUCUAAUACUGAUUGCAUGUUGAAAUGAUACUAUUUUGGAUAUGCUGGGUUAAAUAAAAUCUAUUAUGAAAAUUU
Messenger RNA from Cynocephalus volans (Philippine flying lemur), 3867 nucleotides. It is a transcript of the gene PEX26, whose product is annotated as peroxisomal biogenesis factor 26. Gene Ontology annotation, cellular component: peroxisomal membrane; peroxisome. The record is from RefSeq and is a predicted model, not a curated record. NCBI's taxonomy places the organism in Eukaryota, Metazoa, Chordata, Mammalia, Dermoptera, Cynocephalidae. Gene Ontology annotation, biological process: protein import into peroxisome matrix; protein import into peroxisome membrane. The transcript has 6 exons. Bases 224 to 1090 code for a protein of 288 amino acids. Gene Ontology annotation, molecular function: protein-containing complex binding; ATPase binding.